AUGGAUUCCCUAUUAAUGAAGAAAAAAAGAGUAAUCCCCAUCCACAAAACUCCUUAUAACACCAGCGAAGAUAUGACCCAAGAGUCUCAGGAUCAGAUUUGCAGCAACCCGAAUUGUUUCUUUUGCACCAUAAGAGAAACAGAUGCAUCUCCCAGAAGGGCUAAAAUAGCUAGCUGCUUCAAAGCGAUGCUUAUAGGAGAGAAUCAAGAACAUGUCUUGGUGCUGAGUGGAUUAUGGCGUAUUGCUAUGACCCAACCCAAUGACCCAGAGUUCCCUUCCCUUGGCAUAUUCAAGUGCAUGUCAAAUCUCAUCUACAAAGGUAUAAAAGACAAGAACUGGCUUCUUACAAAUCAAAAUAUAUACAUACCCUAUUAUGCUGCUCAUAUUAUUGGCUCUUACACCAUGAAUAAGGAAGAGUUUGCUCAAAUAGCUGUGCAAUCAGGUGUUAUACCACCAUUAUUGGAGCUGCUGAGUGGUAAGAUAAGUUGGGUUGAGCAAAGAGUUGCUGUUCGAGCACUUGGUCACUUGGCCAGUUAUGAGAGUACCUUCGAAUCAGUAGCACAAUACGAACAAGAGGUGGUGAAAAUGGCCUUGAACUUGGCUUCCACUUGCUUAGAAGUGGUCUAUGUUGACUUUGUAGGUGUGAAAGAUGUGAACAAAAGAAUGGAGCACCACAGGAACUUGUUGACUAGAGGCGUUGGAGAUUUGGAGAUGGAGAAUCGCAAGGCAGAGGAAUGGGCUAGCCAACUUCAGUGCUGGUCUCUUCAUCUGCUGAAUUGCUUUGCUUGCAAAAACAGGUCUCUGAAUCUCAUCUGUAAUAUGGUGUUUUUGAAUGACCUGUGCGAUAUGUGGGGUGGAUUGGUGAAUCACACUUCACCUGCUGGGGUUGGAUUGAUUAGAAUCCUAUGUUAUAGUAAACUUGGAAGGAGAAGCAUUGCUGAGUCCCCCAAAGUUAUAAAGUCUCUCGGUAACCUCUCAAGAUCUUCAGAUGAUUGGCAAUAUAUGGGUAUCGAUUGUCUUGUACUGCUUCUAAAGGACCCAGAUACGAGGUACAAAGUUAUUGAUAUUGCCACUUCAUACCUAGUUGAUUUGAUUGAACUUCAAAGCCUUGGAGAUAAAUCAAAUGUUGGUGAGACCAUCACAAAGGUUCUCCUUCUAGAACAUAAUCAUAGCAAAUUGAAAAUCAACAGACAAAAAGUUGAAACGGCAUUGCAAGAAGUGCUAGAUUUGAAGUUGGACGAGGAGAAACUAAUGUCCAAAGAAAAAUUAGAGGAAACAAGGGUUUUGGUUAGUUUGAUAAAGCAACAAGCGAAUCACAUGUUCAGGUUGGGAAAGGUAGAAGGAGCUUUAUUGAAAUAUUGUGAAGCAAUGGAAGUUUGCCCCUUGAGGUUUAGAAAAGAAAGAAUGGUGCUUUAUAGUAAUAAAUCCCAAUGUCAUCUUCUGCUUAAAAACCCAGAUUCAGCCAUCAGUGACUCAACCCGUGCUCUUUGCCUCUCCAACCCAGCAAACACACACAUCAAAAGCCUUUGGAGAAGGUCACAGGCUUAUAACAUGAGAGGAAUGGCCAAAGAGAGCUUAAUGGACUGCAUAAUGUUCAUGAAUGGUUGCAUCAAGUCAGAUCAGACCAAGCGCGUCAAGAUUCCAUACCACGCCGCGCGUAUGAUCAGCAAACACAUGGAUGCCACAUGGCUCUUCGCCACUGCUCGCUCAAAGGUAAUAAAUAAGAAUCUAGUUGUGGAAAAUACAAAAGAAUCUAAUAUGAAUGAGGGAAUUAACUAUGAAGAGCAAUUGAUGAUGAUGGAGAAGACAAGUCUCGUGCCUGGUCUAUCUACCAUCAUUGAAGAACCUUUUCACGCAAAAGAAGCUGGUAGGAGAAAGAUGGAAAGGGCAAGAAGGAGAUUAAAGAAAGCAGUUGUAGCUCGACCAGUGUAA
Molecule: messenger RNA, 1932 nt
Organism: Gastrolobium bilobum
Lineage: Eukaryota; Viridiplantae; Streptophyta; Magnoliopsida; Fabales; Fabaceae
Exons: 2
Coding region: 1-1932 (643 amino acids)
Molecular function (GO): protein binding
Source: RefSeq, a predicted model, not a curated record